CCUCAUACAUUCAUACUCCUCCUCUUUCACAAACAUACCUCUUUUAUCUCUAUUUCUCUUUCUGGUUCUCUGAAUACCCCUUUUAAACUUUGUUCUCCAUGGUUCUCUUCAAUAUUGAUAUGAGUUCCAUUGUUCAGGUAGAAAGCAACUGUCCCCCACCUAUGUUUUCACAUCUCCAUCCACCUCUACACCACCACUGCUGCCACCACCACCGCCAUGGCUUCCCACCACCGCCACCAUCAUGACCUCUCUCUCCCUCCAUGUCAACACAGUCGGAAAACACCUUUGUCAAUAAUGCCACAAAACCCUUAGAAUUACCGCCACUUCGCGGGGGAAAGCCAAUUUCUUUGCAAAAUUUUUCACCACAGAUCCGACGGAUUAGAGUAUGUAUAAGGAGGUAUAACUGAGUUUGGGUCUCCGGCCUCGUCUCCAACGGAGAUGGUUUUCCGGCAAUUAAAAAAAGAAGCCCUAAAUGUUUUUUUUUCUUUUUUUUUUGAAAAAAAUGGGUGAAAAAAGGCUUAAACCCACGCCCUUUUUUUUACUAAAAUAUACAAGGGCACCAAACCAUUUGAGCUGCACCCUGAGAUGCUUAUAUAUUCAGGUUUGUACUUAUAUUAACUACAUAUCUUAAUCUCAAAACCGUUUCAGAAAAUCAAGAUUUUCUCAUACAAAAAACCCACUCCCGCCACAUUAUCAUAAAUUUCUCAUAAAAAUACCCGCUCCCGCCCCAUUUAGCACAAUCCCUCGUUGGUUUUAAACUUAGCAUUCUUCUCCAAACCGUCCACGUUUACCUUAUUAAAAUAGUGAAAGAGCUAUGUCGAAAAGAGGCAAACGUGGUGUUGCUGCUUUUCGAAAGAAUUAUAAAGAGGAGGAUUAUAAGGUAGAUUUUGACAAAAAUAAUCGCCUGGUGGGUGCAAUGAGUUCUCCAUUUAUGUCAUGGUUUGGGCUGAAAGUUAGACAAACGUUUCCAUAUCAUAUUGAUACGAAGGAUUUUGAAAGAAACCGGUGGGAAGAAUUAUGGUUCGAUACCAAGAUGUUAUGGAAUAUUCAAACUGAUGGGCCAAAAAAGUUUAUGCUUAGAAAAGCAAAGAAGCUUUGUACAAAAUUCAGAAGCAGGCUUGUUAACAACUAUGUUAAUAAAGGAAAAAGACCUUUUGAGAAAUAUGCAUAUCUCGAUCCUGCACAAUGGGAUGAAUUCGUUCAUAAAAAGACAAGCAAAGAAUUUUUGGAUAUAAACAAGAAGGCCAGAGCAAGUGCAAACGCGAACACAAACUUCUCCCGACUAGGACGAACUGGGUUCGCGGGAUUGGAUGCUAAAACCGAUACCAUAUGGCCUUUACUUGAAGCAAAGUAUCCAUAUCUUAAAACCAUACAAGAUAAACGUGCAAAAGCGUGGAUAAUGAGUAAAAAAAUAAAAAAUCCAGAGACUAAUUCAUAUGAACUUGAACCAGAUUCGCAUGAAACAAUCGAAUGUUUGGUCCGUACUGAGAGAAAGAUGAUAGAAGAUGGUAGUUAUUUUGCUGGAAAGGAUGACCCAAUUGUUAGAGUUAUGGGACGUGAACACGGCGGAAGAACACGGGCAGUCUCUGAGCUUAUAGGUUCAACACAAGUUCAAGGAGGAUUGUUCAACCAUAGUAAAAGGCGAGCAAGAAGUGGCAAUAGUUUAGAUGCAAACCAGGAGAGAGGCUCAGUAUCAUUGGUGGAGAAGAAUUCUGGCGGACCGAUCAUAUCUUAUCCACCUAUUGAGAAAUUAACACCCUGUGAGAUGCUUUUUCCAUUCCAACUUAGCGAUGAAUUGACGGUGGCUAUAGGGCAGAUAUGGCCAACUUCUGAUAGGAUUCUAUAUGGCAAACUAAUAAGCGAGGGUUUUGUAAAAGUUCAAGUAGAUAAUGUCAUUGAAGGUUGCGAGAAAAUGCCUGUUCUUGAAGUAACAAAAACUGUGGAAAUUAAACGUGUUGGAGACAUGCUUCACUGUUUUGUUCAAUGGCCAAGGGACGCACUAAAGAUUGUGAACAAGGAAACAUCCCGCAUCAGGUCUGUGAGUUACCUGAGAACUAACCCGAGUCUCGGUUCAUCAAGCCACACUGGCGCCUCACCUCAAACACAAGCCGGUGACAUCGAGGCGAUUUCAUGUUAUCAUCCAGAGAUUGAGGAAGACGAUUUGUAUGAACCACAAAUGCCUAUUCAACAAAACACUGACCAGAGUUUUAUGAAUAUGUUAAUGCAAGUACAAGAACUACCCCAAAAUGUAUAUCAACAACAGAUGCAAGCUACUCAUGCUCCCAAUCCUGGUCCAACACAAGAGAUGCAAAGUACUCAUGCUCCUAAUCCCGAUCCAACAUUUAUCGAUCCUGAAGUAAUUACUUCUUUGGAAAGAACGAAGGCUAGGCCUCGUGCAAUUUAGGAUUUGGUAGAGCUAUUAUCAAGGUGUGUUGGGGAUAACCAUAGGAUUGAGAUUUCUUCACCGGCGAGGAUGUAUCCCCAUAUGGUUCGAGAUAUUAUUCCAUAUGUGGAGUUGUUGCAACUAUUUACUAAUGACUGGCUUGACAUCACCGUCAUACAUUGGUUUGCCAUGUAUUUUUAUGAGUCGCACAAUUCUCGGUGCGCGUUCUUUAAUCCGCACCACAUCAAAGGUGAAUCAUGCACUAAAAAUUCUGAAGGUGUUCAAUCACACAUCAUAGACAUGUUUACGUUCCAUGUUGACAAAACAUUUUUUGUUGCACCAUAUUUAGCAAAGUAAGUUAUGUUUUUCCACCAUAAUUACAUAUAUAUACAUACAUACUUAAUUAUUGUCAAAUUUUUUUGUAGUAACCAUUGGACACUAAUUAUCAUUUGUCCCUCGACUGAGAGAGGCUAUAUUAUAGAUUCUAUAAAUAGAGAAAAGGACCAGCAUAGUUACCUUCUUACGUCUAUCAUUGAUGAAGCUUUUGGGUUUCCAUUUCUUUGGGAAAUGGUGAAAUGUAAGCAACAAAAGAAUGGCUGGGAAUGCGGUUUCAUGAUAAUCAAGCACAUGCAUGAAUUUGUCAAUUCUAUUCAACAUGAUUUUCCUAUUAAACUUUGGAACAAAAAAGGCUUUCUUCCGCAAAAAGAAAUCGACAAACUGAUCUUAGACUUAACACCACAAUUCUUCAGCAGGGUGUUUCCAACAGGUCAGAUGCGUGUGUGAAAAUAUGUAAAAUGUAUUUCCACCAGUCAAGUAUAAUAAACAAACCUAAUAUAAUUAGAAACUGAAUCCUAUUUUGUUUUUGGGAUAUCUUCCGAGUCUAUAUGUUGUCCUCUUUUGUUUUUGGGAUAUCUUUUGAGUCUAUAUGUUGAGUUGGGAAACAUUGAAAAUGCUUAAAUUGUUCUAAUGCACUGGGUUUCAUUCAGCUUAGUUAUAAUCUAUUAGUUUUGUUGUGUCUUGAACAACUUGUUUCUUACUUUUUGUUUUUGUUUUAAACUAUAAUGUCCAUGGAUAACUAAACAACUCCUAACAUGUUUGGAGGCGACAAUAUUGGGGAAAUGAAAACCAAGAAGAGAGCAAUGCACAACAAAAAGUCAAAGUUGGAGUUCCACUGUUGGAGUUGAGAAGUUUUUUCAUUUCGCGUUUGAACUUUUGGUUGCAAUUUCGUUUCUAUAGGAGUAUAAGUUUUUUUUCAUUUUGUGUCUAAACUUUUUGGUGGUAACUUUGUUUCUGUAGGACGUCUUUUCAUUUUGUGU
This is a messenger RNA of Helianthus annuus (common sunflower), 3699 nucleotides long. RefSeq lists its product as uncharacterized. The record is from RefSeq and is a predicted model, not a curated record. NCBI's taxonomy places the organism in Eukaryota, Viridiplantae, Streptophyta, Magnoliopsida, Asterales, Asteraceae. Bases 815 to 2404 code for a protein of 529 amino acids. The transcript is spliced from 14 exons.